AUGUGGGAACUUAGGUCUGCCUCCUUUUGGAGGGCCAUAUUUGCUGAGUUCUUUGCUACCCUCUUCUAUGUCUUUUUCGGGCUGGGAGCCUCGCUGCGUUGGGCCCCCGGACCCCUACAUGUCCUGCAAGUGGCUUUGGCCUUUGGCCUGGCCCUGGCCACACUGGUGCAGACUGUGGGUCACAUCAGUGGAGCCCAUGUCAACCCUGCGGUCACUUUUGCCUUUCUUGUGGGCUCCCAGAUGUCCUUGCUCCGUGCUUUCUGCUAUAUAGCAGCCCAGCUUCUGGGAGCUGUGGCUGGAGCGGCUGUGCUGUACAGUGUCACCCCACCAGCUGUCCGAGGAAACCUAGCACUCAACACGCUGCAUGCUGGGGUAAGCGUGGGCCAGGCCACCACUGUGGAGAUCUUCCUGACGCUCCAGUUCGUGCUCUGCAUCUUUGCUACGUAUGACGAGAGGCGGAAUGGCCGCAUGGGCUCUGUGGCCCUGGCUGUUGGCUUCUCCCUCACCCUGGGGCACCUCUUUGGGAUGUAUUACACUGGCGCGGGGAUGAAUCCCGCCCGCUCCUUUGCUCCUGCUAUCCUCACCCGGAACUUCAGCAACCACUGGGUGUACUGGGUGGGCCCAAUCAUCGGCGGGGGCCUGGGCAGCCUGCUCUACGACUUUCUCCUCUUCCCACGGCUCAAGAGUGUUUCUGAGAGACUGUCUAUCCUCAAGGGAGCCAGACCCAGUGACUCCAAUGGACAGCCAGAGGGUACAGGGGAACCUGUGGAACUGAAGACUCAGGCCCUGUAAAAGCUGCA
Rattus rattus (black rat) is the source of this 800-nucleotide messenger RNA. RefSeq names its product major intrinsic protein of lens fiber (gene Mip). The transcript is spliced from 4 exons. Gene Ontology annotation, cellular component: plasma membrane; apical plasma membrane. Gene Ontology annotation, biological process: transmembrane transport. Gene Ontology annotation, molecular function: water channel activity. The record is from RefSeq and is a predicted model, not a curated record. Lineage: Eukaryota; Metazoa; Chordata; Mammalia; Rodentia; Muridae. The coding region runs from base 1 to 792 and encodes 263 amino acids.